AAAUGGUUGAAAAAUAUGGAAAAUCUCGCUUAGGUCGUACAUUCAGAAAGCGGUUGAAUCGGCAAAACAGACUCGAUAGAGACAAAAUUUUGCCUUCAGUAAUUAAAGAUGUAAAAUGGAUAAUUUUCCGAGAUUGGUUAAAGCAAAAGGGAUUUCCAAAAACAAAAUUGACUUUGGCUGAAUUUAAUGGUACUGGAAGAGGCAUGAUGGCGACCAAGGAUAUUGUUGUUGGAGAAAUACUAAUUUCUGUUCCUUUGAGAUUAAUUAUUACAUCUAAAUCCUUAUCUAAUACAAUGCAAA
Dentiscutata heterogama is the source of this 300-nucleotide messenger RNA. The record is from the annotation of a GenBank genome assembly. NCBI's taxonomy places the organism in Eukaryota, Fungi, Glomeromycota, Glomeromycetes, Diversisporales, Gigasporaceae.